AUGUCACGAGCCUGCCAAGAUACAGUGGAUAGUUUCACUCUUGAUUACGUAAUGUCCCCAAAUCCGGUAAUCCCCGCUGCGGACAAAGUCACGCCAGAAGCAAAGACAGCAACCUCUAAGCAACGCGUCGCGCAACUCACUGGACACCUCACACCGCCAGCAGAGAAGCAGAAUGUGAACAAUCAUCCCAAUCUGAACAUACCAUACCCGGUUUCCAAAUUCCAGAUCGAUCCAAAUCGCUACAUCGACAAUGUGCGAGAGAUCAAGGUUGCCGUCAUUGGCGCUGGACUUUCCGGCAUCAGUGCCGGCAUUAUACUACCAGCCAAAGUUCCAGGACUCAAAUUGACCAUCUUCGAGAAGAAUAGCGAUGUGAGCGGGACAUGGCUGGAAAAUAACUAUCCAGGUGUGCGAUGUGAUAUACCUGCUCACGUCUACCAAUCAACAUUUUCGCCAAACACCCAAUGGUCCGAAAUCUUUGCACAAGGGGCUGAGAUUCGAGACUAUUGGCAAGCUCAAGCUAGGAAACAUGAUGUGUACAAGUACAUCAAAUUACGGCAUCGUGUAGACGAAGCUGAAUGGGAUGGCGCAAGUUCCCAAUGGAGUUUGAAGGUACAGGAUCUGGAGAAAGAGAAGGUGACUACUGAGAGCUUUGAUUUUGUCAUCACCGCAAUCGGACGAUUCAAUGCUUGGAAGUUGCCCGACUAUCCGGGUCUGGACGAGUUUCAAGGCCAUUUGAGACAUACAUCAAAUUGGGAUCCUUCAUUCGAUCCAAGAGGCAAGAAAGUCGCCGUUAUCGGAAAUGGUGCAAGCGGAAUUCAGGUGGUCCCAAACCUGCAGCUAGUAUCCAAACAAGUCACGCACUUUCUUGUCAAAACUCCCAUCAAACGCUUCACACAGACCGGUAUAGAGACAGUAGAUGGGAAGAAUUUCGACUUUGAUGCCAUACUAUGUGCUACAGGUGCAAACACAGACCUCGUUCCUCCUUUCCCUAUCAAGGCGCACGGGGAGGAUUUGAACAAAUCUUGGAAACCCGAUGGUCAAUGGGGCUUCCCAUAUACGUACAUGGGAAUAGCAACCCCCGGUUUCCCGAAUCUCUUCUUUCUGGCUGGUCCCCAUGCUACAGGACCCUCCGGUACCGUUCCGCAAGCUGUCGAAACUGCACUUGCAUACUUCGCCAAAGCUUUCCGCAAAGCAUCUUCACAAGGAAUCAAAGCUAUGUGGCCCUCAAAAGAGGCGACUGACGAUUUUAUCGAUUACUGCGACGCUUUCUUCCCCACUACAGUGCUAACGGAUAACUGCUCCUCAUGGAACAAUGGUGGCCUCCCUGGUCAGCGUAUUCAUGGGCUGUGGCCAGGUUCAGCAGCUCACAUUACUAUUGUCAGACGUGAGCCACGGUGGGAAGACUGGGAGUAUGAACGAGAAGAUAAACUCAAUCGUUUCGCGUACUUUGGGAACGGCUAUACACAGGCAGAGCUGGAUGAGUCCAGAGACCUUACUGCGUAUCUGAGACCACCUCAAGAAGUUGACCUCAAAGAUCUACAUGAGAAGUGGUGGGAUCUUCCAGGGGCGCAGAAGAAGUCAUGA
Messenger RNA from Pyrenophora tritici-repentis Pt-1C-BFP, 1584 nucleotides. The record is from RefSeq and is a predicted model, not a curated record. Lineage: Eukaryota; Fungi; Ascomycota; Dothideomycetes; Pleosporales; Pleosporaceae.